AGCAUACUAAAAUGAAAGGACGUUGUCUGCAUCUUCCGAAAUCCUCAAUACAUAAUUUUAACAUAUAUAAUUUUGUUUAGUUAUCAUGAUGAGUGACCAACGAUUGGACCUUUUAUUGUUCGGUGCAAGUGGAUUUACAGGAAAUAAGUGUAUUCCGUAUCUUUAUACUAUAUCUAAGGAAAAUGGACGGAACUUGACUUGGGGAGUUAGUGGACGCUCAGAGGAGAAGUUAAGAAAAGGGUUAGAAAUGACGGGACAGAAAAUUGGUGCUGAUUUGUCAAAUAUUCCAAUAAUAGUGGCAGAUAUUAAAGACCAUGAGUCGAUCAAACAAAUGGUAAAGAAAACUAGAGUCCUAAUAAACUGUUGUGGACCAUAUAAAUAUCUAGGGAAACCUGUAGUAGAAGCAUGUAUAGCUGCUGGGACUCAUCACGUCGAUGUUACCGCUGAACCAGAAUUUGUAGAUAUGCUUUCUACGGACUGCCACGAAGCGGCUAAGGAAAAAGGUGUUUAUGUGGUAACAACGUGCGGCAUGGAAUGCAUUCCUACUGAUUUGGGUUUGACUUACCUCGAAGAAAAAUUCGACGGCGUUCUUAAUUCAUUAGUAGCAUAUUUGGAAGCCUGGCAGGACGAUAAAAGCUCAGGACCGGGAGUAGGUUAUGGAACUUGGGCCAGUCUUGUUCAUGGAAUGAAGCAUGGUACACAAUUCAGAAGGCUAAAGGAAAGAAUGUUUCCUGGUAGAAAACCUGCUCCCUUUCAACCGGAGCUAAAAGUAAACUAUUUUCCUCACCAUGCCAAAGUAGUAGACGGGUGGUCACUAGUCUAUCCUGCUGUGGAUAAGCAAGUCAUGAGAAAGUCACAAACUUAUUUAUACGAACAUGAGAAUAAGCGUCCGGUUCAAGUAGAAACUCUUAUUAAUAUUAAAAGUACACUUCAUUUAAUAGGAAUUUCUAUCGGAUUUUCGGUAUGGUUGAUGUUUGCUCAGUUUUGGUGUGGCAGAUAUCUUUUACUUAAUUACCCCCGAGCAUUUACAUACGGUCUAUUCAGCAAAGACAAAUUGCCCGAAGAUAAGAUCGUAGAAAAUUGUUGGUACCAGAUAACUUGGUACGGUGAAGGAUGGAAAGAGAAGUUGCCGGAUAAGGAUGCUCAGUAUAGUACGCCUCCUAACAAAAGUAUAGUAGCCCAACUAAAAGCGAAAAAUCCUGGAUAUGCUCUUACUUGUGCUGGCAUUGUUGGUUCAGCUGUGAUGAUCUUAACCGAACGAGAAAAACUACCACCCAGUGGAGGGGUCUAUACUCCAGGAGCUGCUUUCCGAAAGACGUCUUUGAUGAAGCUUUUGAUGGAUUAUAAAACAUUGACUAUCGAUAUUUUAAGUAUCAAUGAUCUUUAAUUUCUAUUUGUUAUUAAUAUUUAUUAA
Molecule: messenger RNA, 1414 nt
Organism: Diabrotica balteata
Lineage: Eukaryota; Metazoa; Arthropoda; Insecta; Coleoptera; Chrysomelidae
Source: the annotation of a GenBank genome assembly